Molecule: messenger RNA, 579 nt
Organism: Fragaria vesca subsp. vesca
Lineage: Eukaryota; Viridiplantae; Streptophyta; Magnoliopsida; Rosales; Rosaceae
Exons: 1
Coding region: 1-579 (192 amino acids)
Biological process (GO): ubiquitin-dependent protein catabolic process
Molecular function (GO): ubiquitin protein ligase activity
Source: RefSeq, a predicted model, not a curated record
AUGUCCGCUGCCACGUCAUCUUACUGGUGCUACAGAUGUAGCAGCUUCGUUACGGUUUCGGCCGCCGCCGGCGACUCGCCAGCGGUGUGUCCAGACUGCGGCCAACAACGGUGGAGUUCAGCGAUUGUGGAGUAUGACGGUGGCGGUGGGGGUGACCGACCGCAGAACAAUAUAAACAGAAUGGAACGAUCGGCGGUGGUGUCAUUGACGACGAUCGAGGUCAACGAUCAGCGACCGGCGGUGGAAUCAUUGCCGACGAUGGAGGUAUGCGCCGUGUGCAUAGAAGCAAUGGAAUUGGGAGAUGAAAUUAGAGAGACACCUUGCAAGCACACAUACCACUCCCGUUGCAUCCGGCAGUGGCUUGCGCACCAUAGUUCGUGUCCAAUAUGCCGGCACCAGCUGCGGAGGGACUCUCCGGCGGUGGGGAGGUUAGCCGACGGCGGUGGGGAGCAUCCGGUUGUUCACACUGAGAUGCACGGCGGGAGAAGAAGACGCAGAGGUGGAGUGAGGCGGUUUGUUAGAGGCUUGUUGUCUUGUUACAACUGUACUCUUAACAGUCUUGGGGCUGUGCAAUGGUAA